CAUUAUUUCCUACCAUAAAAUAUAUGUGCGGCACUCGAAUCGCGCCACUGUACUUGCCUUCUAGGUGGAUCUACCGCAUGGUGUAAUGCCACCCUUGCUAUGUCGACGGUAACCAUGUGGUGGGAUUCAUCUCGGAUUGAAACAACCGUCACUCGACAAUUCGUUUGCUCCCAUCUUUUCCCCGAGGAGAUAAAGCGCCUGGACCUGCCACUGGGCUUUGGCGACGGCUUGACCGAUGGAACGUACUGGGAAUGGAUUGACGAGAAAGCCAAACGUAUCUUUCUCAUCCUUUUAGACAUUGGCGUGCCGGACCAAAUAUUCGGACUUAUUGACGACAGUUGGGAUGACGAUGAUCUGCCGAUCCCUUUAGAACAAGUCGACCGGCUGGCGCUUACCCUUACUAGAGAUGACAAGUUUGAUAAGAAGUUCUAUUCCCGCCAGUACCACUACCUACUCAAAUUCGUGGAAAAGGGAGACCACGUAGUGUACGACGACCCGGAAGUCGUGCCAAUAAAUGUGGAUAAGCGCCCCGGGCUGAGUCUCAACAACGCCGUGGAUAGGGUAGAGUUGCCAAACCGGCCUGGUCAAGUUUUUUCACGGCGUCGCAUUCCGACUGGGACCGGUCCUGGCUUGUUGACGGAAGAUGAACUCGUGUUCGAGAUCAAUAAAGCAAGGAGUAUCGAAAAUGACCAUAUCAUGUCUUACUUUGCGUCCUACAUACACCAGGGCUCGGUCUACGUUCUAUUCACCUUGCCCAAUGACUUCAGCCUCAAGUCCCUCUUAAUUGCGAUGCCUGGUCCGUUGAAGUCAUUGGCCAAACAAGACCGGCGACGCUUGCUCAUGAACUGGAUCCAUUGCCUGGUUGAUACGCUCUGCUACCUCCACAAUCGAGGUCUAUCUCACGGCAAUAUCAAACCAUCAACCAUACUUUUCAACUCCGAUAAUCACAUUUUCUAUACAGACAUAUCUCGGCUCAAUACUGAAGUAAUGGCGUAUGCUAUGGACCGAUCCACUUUCGAUAAAGAAUCAUACGACUACGCAGCCCCUGAACAGUGGUAUCGCCCAUCGUCAACCAACCACUCUAACGUACAUCGCAGGAGCACUCUUCUUGCUUCUUCCGCUUCCAUCUCAUCCUCGGAACAUUCUGCAUUUUCUAUUAAUCGCGCGGGUUCAGAUGGCGGGUAUUCGGCUUCGAUGCCGCAUGCACCGACCCCUUCUCUCAACCCUCAAGCAGCCGACAUAUUUUCGCUAGGAUGUGUGAUACUCGAGUUGCUAAGUUUACAAAUGAAACGGCAGACUCGAUCAUUUGCGUCUCAUAGGGGGGCAAAACAUAAACAAGCUGGACGAGGCGGCGCAGUGCUGGAUUCAUCGUUUCAUAAAAACCUCGGGCAGGUGGAAUCCUGGAUGGCUGGCCUGGUAAAGGAGGCGUCGAAGAAGGAUGACCAAGUUUUCCGUGGAGUGGCGCCGAUGCUACACGUGGUGGCGCGAAUGCUCUCGGCUGUCCCACACGAAAGACCGACGGCUUUGGAAGUUGAGCGAUGCACGUAUAGGAUCCUGACGGAGAAUUGCCAGAUCUUGGAGCCUCAUUGCGUUCACCAGUACGGUGGCUGGGGUUUCGGCAUCGGUAAUUUGCAUAUCAACGAAGAAGACGAGAACUUUCAUAUCGCGCCAAAGAGACACAGUGGCCCAGUUAGACCAAGCUCUUCUCGAAUAGGAGCUUAUAGACCAUUGAGCAGCAGCUCUAUCCAAGAGAGGGAGACGGCGGGUAGUAGUAGCUCGCAGGCGAUGCAAAAUAGCCAGAUGAACAAGGUGCGCACUUGGCAGGCUCACUUAUACACAGGUAACGGAUACAACCUCCCCAAUACUUUUUCAGAGUAGAGGUUCAACUGACACUCUGGGGUGCGAUGACAGAAGCGACAAGCCCUGUAUGAUUUUAAAGGAAUGAGGGAUGAAGAAUAAUGAAAUGGGCUAGCUACCGGACACAUAGGAGUUGGGGGAGCGGGAUAUUUGACGCAACAUCUAUAGAACCCAAAAGUAACUCGGCGGCACUUGUGUGUGUUUGAUUACUCUCGCUUUUUGGGGAUAUUGGAAACGGGAGAGAGGGUAGUUUUCACUCUGUAUACUGAUAUGGCUUGGCUACGUAUGUAAACACCCACCUACCACAUACAGUAUAUUGCCGUAGACAACUGGCCUUGAUCUCGGUUGAUUCUAUAGGAUGAUGGGGAGUUGGAUAUUGAUGCUGGCGUCUCAUAUGAGAUUUUUUAUGUUUAAUACCAUAUCGAUUUUUUUCCCCUGGGGUUUCUUUGGGCUAUCUUCUUCUUCGUGAAGGACUGCAAUCUUCAUUUAUAUACUCGUGUUAGAGGGUAUGUAGGUAUAUGAAGUAUCAGGUACCUUUGC
Hypoxylon fragiforme is the source of this 2397-nucleotide messenger RNA. RefSeq names its product kinase-like domain-containing protein. Lineage: Eukaryota; Fungi; Ascomycota; Sordariomycetes; Xylariales; Hypoxylaceae. Gene Ontology annotation, biological process: protein phosphorylation. Bases 100 to 1878 code for a protein of 592 amino acids. Gene Ontology annotation, molecular function: ATP binding; protein kinase activity. The transcript has a single exon. The record is from RefSeq and is a predicted model, not a curated record.